Symbiodinium sp. CCMP2456 is the source of this 4479-nucleotide messenger RNA. Lineage: Eukaryota; Dinophyceae; Suessiales; Symbiodiniaceae. The record is from the annotation of a GenBank genome assembly.
AUGGGAGCCACCGCAUCAACCCUCGCUGAGACCGUGGAUAUUGAUAUCUCCUGCCUCAGCGAGGAGGAGAGAAGUCUCUCGCCGCUGUUCAUGGAGAUCGUCGCAGCUCUGUGGAUGCACAAGGGCAGCCUCGGCGGCUUGAAGCAUUUCCAUGAGCGGCCAAACCUCGACCCGUUUCGCCUGGCGAAUCCAGAAGCCAUGUGCAUCCGUGCUCAUGGCCUUCUCUUAUGCUUUGUCGUUCUCCUCAGCUUGAUUUCCGAAGGUGCCGGCUUCCGCAACUCUGCAAAGACUUCGGGGGAGAAGGAGCCAGUUGCCUGCCUGGAAGGCGACACACGGGAGCCGGGAUGCAAAUCCGUUUGCCGCUGGCUUUACCUCACGACCUCGGAGCACAAUGGGCACUGCGAGGACUGGGUAAACAAGCUCAAGGGCGUGGGGCAUGGCGACGACGCCGACAACAGCAAGCUCGGAACCUACAAUGGUCGUGCGUGGUACAAGUUUUGGGGCACCUCCAGCAUGGAGCCCUUGAUCAAAGUGCUGAGCUCGAACUGCAAGGAGGAAGAGCUCGAUUUCUAUGCUGCUGCCUUGUACCAGUUGAUCGAGGAGCUGAAGAAGGAUCGUCCGACGAAGUACAAGAAGUACGACGAUGAGUUGGCAAUCCUUCAAGAGAAGCUUGCAGAUGUCGUCACCGAAAAAGUGUCAAAAUUGGUCCCGCAAGACGACAACGACAUGGGCGCAGACGAUGGAACUCCCCUCCCAGUGUGCCCCGCCGAUUUUCGCAUACAAGACGGGGACUUCCUGACAUUCGAGGACGGAGGGCCGGACUUUCAGGAGAUUUCCGGCGACUUUGCAUGGGAAGCUGAAGCUUUGGAGUUACGACUCCACUAUUCCUACGGCCCACACUUUGACUACUCGCAAACCUUCAACACGACUUCGGACGUGACCUUCAAGAAUCGCACCUUUGGUUCAAAGGUGGGUAGAAUCUUCGAACUCUCCUGGAAGCACACGCUGAACACAAUCGUGCGAGCAGGGAAGGGUCUGGCGGAUCUUGCUGCGAACGCCGGCAAGUUCUUGUGGGACAUGACGAAGAAUGCCGGAAAGGUCUUGCGGAAGAUGGGUAUCUGGACCGGUGCUGGGGUAGCGAGGAUCUACGCGCACGUCCGGCAGACCACCCCUCACACGAAUCAGACGAAAUGGACGCACACGGAGAUGGGCAUUGGUGAUGGCUAUUCCAUUUCUGCGUAUGCAAACCUUGGUGUUUACCAAGGUGCCAGUCGGGUAUGUGGGAAUUCUGGACAAAUCGUGGUGUCACGCUUCGUUGGAGACGGAACUGUCAAUGCGGCUGCCUACCGGAAGCUAGCUGCUGAACGGGCGCGCAUGUGGCAGCCGUAUCUUACCAAGCACUAUGCAGCCACGGUUGGGCAGUGGCACAGAGUGGUUGUCGGUCACUGCAAGUCAUGGCUGGCCACACCCGGAAAGUCUGAAUAUUUCGAAGCUGUCACCCCAGAGAGGGUCGAGGAGAUGUGGAAAUACAUCCCGAGCGUGAAUGACACUGAGAAAGGCUUCUUCGAAGGAAUGAGGGACAACUUCCGUACACAUGUCAGCAACAAAGACGGCAGGGCCCGCCGGAUCAAGCCGAAGGCCAUGUUCUGCUCGAAGUUUGUGUCGGCCGUCUGGUCUUCCACCAUUGGCAACCCAACAGCUGUCCCCGAUGCUCAACCUCGCUCGGAAGAUCUGAAGAAGAUGUUCCCCUUCAACCCGGGCGCAUGCAGCCCCUGGACUCUGGUCCAGUGGCUGCUGAGCAAGAAGGGGCGUGAGACGUGGCACUCGCAAAAGAUCACAAGAGAGGACUUCUGCGCCGGAUAUUCAGACUUCGAGUAUAUCUACCUGACCAUCCUUGGCUUCGCCAAGCUUCAUUCCUUAGUCGAGGAGAUAACGCUGCAGAACAACGGCGAGGUCUUCACCCGGAAUCCAGGCGUUCAACUUCUCGAGCGCGCCUGUGGCAUGACGAUGCAUGGAAAUCGUGAAGGAGCGAAUGCCCUGCUUCGGUCCGCCCCAGGCGCACUGCUGGAGGUACCCUUCCAGGUGGUGAGGCCGACUGCAAACCAUUCUUCGAUGCUGCCAGUCCCAGAAGGGUUGGCAAGAUUAGCUCGACAUCCGAGCAGCAUCUCGAUUAUCUCCGUCGUCGGCCCUUUCCACUCGGGCAAGAGCUUUUUGCUGAACGCGCUGUUGGGUGACACACAGGUGUUUUCCAUCGGUCGGAAGACAUCCCCAGAGACCAUGGGGAUCUGGUUGUGUCGCACAGAGUGGCAAGCAAGUGAUGGGUCAGAGGUUUGGUUAAUGGACUCCGAAGGCUUUUUCGGGCCAGGCGUGGCGGAGAGCUACGAUGCCAAGGUCUUCACCAUUGCAACACUUCUGGGUGGCCACUUGGUGUACAACACCGUAAAGAUCAUCGACCAACAGGCAGUCAACCUUUUGGAGAUGUUGGCCCGCCGUGCGCAACUUUUCCGAACCCGAACAUCCAAGGAGCAGGCGAAUCUUGAGACGCCUGAGUUCCUGAGUGUGAGAAGCUUUCCGCCCUUGACAUGGGUGGUCGAGGACUUCGUGCAGGAGCUGCCUGAGGUUCAUUCGCACUCCUCGGAUCCGGCCACCGCUUGGCUCAAGUCCUACUUGUCUCACGUUAACGAUACCUCAGGCGAGGAAGUGAAUAUCCUUUCCAAGUUGUACAGCAGCGUGAAGGUAAAGACCUUGUUCUUGCCAGCGACGUCAAAGCCAGAGCUACAGGACCUUUCGAAGCUUCAAUGGUCGCAACUCACGCCCGAGUUCAAGAAGGAGCUGAAAGAGUUGAAAACGCACGUCCUCUCCAGCUUGCACGCUCGGUCCUUCGAAGGCGAGCCCAUGACGGGCCGAACUUUGGAGAGAUCUUUACGAUUCAUUGUGCAGGGCCUACAACGUGGCAUGUUCCAUGAGCUACCAUCACUCUGGACGACCUGGACACAACAAGUUGCCGAGAUGUCCCUUCAAGACGCCGAUACCUGGUUUUCAUCACUCAUGUCCAGCAUUGAUCAGGGUGAAGACCCCAUCCCGCUGCGAGACUUCAACGACAAGGUAGAGGAGGCCAGGACCAGGUCAGUUCAGUUCUAUGUGGAACUGCUGAGAGACUUCGAUGUCACCCAAGACAUACCGGAGCUCCGGAAAAGGAUGGCAGUGCACUUUCAGCACAAGCUUCUCUUGUAUCAUGAGCGAGUACAACGAUGGACAAACGAAGGCAUUGUGAGGGAGAAAGAAAGCUUUGGCCGGUUGCUGGCAGAGCGCGAGCUUCCUUUCGACCCUGACCUAUUCAGAAAGAGUGGAGAGGAAGGUAUCCGCAAGAUCGUGGGCGACUUUAAUGCAAAGCUUCAAGUCUUUGCAGCGAGAGGGCCAAGUCCUAUUCAUGGCAAGGCAGCUUCUAUGCCAACCUUUGCACAGGAUCCGGCAAGCCAGCUUAGUGUAGACUUGCACACAAUGCUAGGUGCCCGCGAGCUGGAGAACGAACGGGAGAUAAUGCAGCAUUUCAAAGCAGCCGUUGCCGCUGCUGAUGAAGCAGUUGACCGUGAGUUGAAGCUGGUGGGCAACAAGCUGUUGGGCAAGACGCAGCUAAAGGAGCUGCAGUCCAUUGUGCAAUCACGAUGCUGGCAAGCAUUUGAGGACAAACUGGCAGGACACAAGUGGAUGAAGCUUCUAAGCCACCACAAAACACACAAGGCUUUGGUCCAAACAGAGACGUACGAAAACAGGAUGGCGAGGUACAGUGCCGCCAAUGAUCAACGGCUCAGCGCGCACUUCCGGACAGCCUUGGAGCGAUGUGUCAGCUCGUACAAGACACGCAAGACCCACUUGGCGAUGCCUGCCUCGGAGACAGACCUCACUGCGGAGCACAGGCAGCUAGCAGCAAGCAUCCGAGAGCUGCUAGAUGAGCAGGGUCGCGACCUUCAAGAUACCGAUGCGCACCGGGGUGCCCUAAGGAGCCUUGAGUCUGUUUUGGACGAAGGCUUCGUGCACGUCAAACAGAAGAAUAUUGAGCUUUGGAAGGUUCACUCAGACGAAGCCACGCGCUGUGCGCUCAAGGAAAACCAAGCUGCCGAGAAGAACUGCCGGUAUUUCUGCUUGUUUACCCGGGUUCCAAUGGUUCACAAAGCGAACUCUCGAAAGCACUUGUUGCAAUGCUUGUCGCGAUCCAGCACAGGAACCCGAAUGUCGCAAAGCAUGCAAAACCAGGUUUUUGAGGAUUGGUACAACAAGGAUUUGGCGCAUGAUGCGGCUACUGUUUGGACCAACUUCUACCUCUUCCUUGGCACGCCGGUUAUCGGACUGGUGGUGCUGUGCUUCAUCACCGGCUGUGGACGUUUGAACCGGCAGCCCCCACCGCCGCCGCCGCCGACUUCCUUCUACGGCACAGCGGGACCGCAGUAUGUCCCGGAUCCCUGGCGCCGGCACGGGUGA